Molecule: messenger RNA, 264 nt
Organism: Strongyloides ratti
Lineage: Eukaryota; Metazoa; Nematoda; Chromadorea; Rhabditida; Strongyloididae
Product: U1 small nuclear ribonucleoprotein C
Exons: 1
Coding region: 1-264 (87 amino acids)
Biological process (GO): mRNA 5'-splice site recognition; mRNA splicing, via spliceosome; spliceosomal snRNP assembly
Cellular component (GO): U1 snRNP; nucleus
Molecular function (GO): zinc ion binding; pre-mRNA 5'-splice site binding
Source: RefSeq, a predicted model, not a curated record
AUGCCUAAGUAUUAUUGUGAUUAUUGUGAUGCUUAUUUAACUCACGAUUCUCCAUCUGUCCGAAAGACACAUAAUGGUGGCCGGAAGCACAAGGAAAAUGUUAAAAAUUAUUACCAGAAAUUUUUAGAAGAAUGUCAACAAAAAAUGUUGGAAGCACAGGCAAAGAAUUUCCAGAAACGAGUACCUGGUGCUGUUGUUCAAACAGCUCCAUUCCCUAUGCAACCCAUGCAAUUUUACUGUUUUGUACGGAAUCCUCCAUAUUAA